Messenger RNA from Aphanomyces astaci, 384 nucleotides. RefSeq lists its product as hypothetical. NCBI's taxonomy places the organism in Eukaryota, Oomycota, Saprolegniomycetes, Saprolegniales, Verrucalvaceae. Bases 1 to 384 code for a protein of 127 amino acids. The transcript is spliced from 2 exons. The record is from RefSeq and is a predicted model, not a curated record.
AUGCAAGACAACAAGAACAACAUCAAGAACGAAAUCGUCACUCUGCUUACGGCAUAUCUUACACGGUCCCACCCUAUGUUCAAGGCUCUGUGUGCGUCGGCGCCACUUGCACAAGCAUCGAAACGGUGGCCAAGCAAGUUGGAGUCGACAUCGAAGCGUUCGUCGCGUGGGGAACACUACUGCGCAAUCCCAAGGCGCUUGAUUUGCUGUGAGGACUACGACGGCGUGUUCGAAUUCCUUCCAGUGGACGAUGCUCGCUUCCGAAGCAAAGCGACUUUCCAUCGAAGGCCAUUCGGAGAGUACUUUGUCAAAGAUGUCACGGACAUUCGCGGCGGAGCAGUGGCGACGUUGCAAGUACUUCGUCACGCUCUGCCACUUGGUUAG